UACCAUAGUAAUGUAACAAAAGCGCAUGGAAAAUCGCGGCGGCUAGUUUGACUGCAGUACCGCGGCAGAGAUAGGGAGAGCGCUGGACUACAGGCGAAAAUGUGCGAUUUAAACGAGCCAAGUGCUGCUUUGACAGCUGUUUGUUGAUCUCUUGACAGAUGAGCCAUACGUUGAGCCAUGCCGGGGAAAUUAAAAGCCAAAAUAGUGGCAGGACGCCACUUGCCUGUCAUGGACAGAGCGAGUGAUCUUACUGAUGCUUUCGUCGAGGUGAAGUUUGGCAACACAACAUUUAAAACGGAUGUGUGUCCGAAAUCUCUCAACCCACAGUGGAACUCGGAGUGGUUUAAGUUUGAGGUGGAUGAUGAGGACCUGCAGGACGAGCCUUUGCAGAUCACGGUCUUGGACCACGACACUUACAGUGCAAACGAUGCCAUCGGGAAGGUUUACAUUGACAUUGACCCGCUUCUGUGCACAGAAGCUGCUUCAGUCAUCUCAGGAUGGUUUCCCAUCUAUGACACCAUACAUGGUAUUCGUGGAGAGAUAAACGUUCUUGUCAAAGUAGAGCUCUUCAAUGAUUUGAACCGCUUCAGACAGUCUUCCUGCGGGGUCAAGUUUUUUUGCACCACUUCCAUUCCGAGGUAUUAUCGUGCCGCAAUGGUGCAUGGGUUUGUGGAGGAGCUUGUGGUUAAUGAAGACCCAGAAUACCAAUGGAUUGACCGAAUUCGAACCCCACGAGCUUCAAACGAAGCCCGACAGAGACUUAUUUCACUCAUGUCAGGAGAGCUCCAGAGGAAGAUUGGUCUGAAGGUAUUGGAGAUGGGUGGGAAUGCAGUGGUGGGCUACCUGCAGUGUUUCGACCUGGAAGGAGAGUCGGGACUGGUGGUUAGGGCCAUAGGUACCGCUUGCACGCUGGACAAGCUGAGCUCUGGCAGCAACGGCAUUCACACACACCCAAACACAGCUCCUGCUUCCAACGCUUGUAAUUCACCCUCGAAAGACGGAAAGGAGCCGGUUUUUGGUGAGGACCUGCCCUCGUCCUCCGGCCCAACUACCCCUUUCAGAGCCCUCCCUACCUCCUCUUCCUCUCCUCCCCCCUUUUCACCCUCAAAGCCAUGCAGCCGCCAGUCCUCAUCAUCAGACACAGACCUCAGUUUGACGCCUAAGACGGGCAUGGGCAGCGGUGGAAGUGCAGGCAAAGAGGCAGGACCUCUGAAGACGCUGCUGAGACAGCACACGCAGACUGCAUUAGAACAGAGGGGAGCGUCCUCCUCUGGGUUAUUAUUUAAUGCCAGGGAGUUUCCUUUCUUUACUCUGACAUCGUUUCCUCCGGGUUUUCUGGUUCACGUCGGUGGAGUGGUCAGUGCUCGCUCUGUCAAACUACUCGACCAAAUCCACAACCCAGCCUUGGGUAACACGCGCUCAUACAAACUGCUAGACUGGAAUAGUGUCACUGCAGAUGAACCAGAGACCCGCGAUGCCUGGUGGGAGGAGAUCCGCCAGGAAAUCAAAUCUCAUGCCAAAGCUCUAGGUUGCCAUGCUGUUGUUGGUUACAGUGAGAGCACAAGUAUCUGUGAGGAGGUGUGUAUCUUGUCCGCGUCAGGGACAGCAGCUAUCCUCAAUCCACGCUACAUGCGCGAAGGUUGUCUGGACAUCGGAAGUAAUGAUAACAGGUUCGAUGAGCCAUUCCCUGCAAGCUGUGGCUUCUGUCACAUACCAUACGAUGAGUUCAACAUGCCUUUUCCUGCUCAGCUGACCUACUGUUUCCACUGUAGACGACAAAAGGUCCCUGAUGUAUUAUUUACAACGAUAGACCUGCCACCUGAAGCAGCAGUCACUGGGAAAGGUUGUCUGAUCCAAGCCAGGCUGUGUCGUCUAAAGAAGAAAGCCCAAGGCGAAGCGAACGCCACUGCUAUCUCCAACCUGCUUCCUUUUAUGGAGUACGAGCUGCACACUCAGCUGAUGAACAAGCUGAAGCUGCGGAGCAUGAACGCUCUGUUUGGUCUACAUAUACAAAUCAGUGUGGGCGAGAACAUGCUGCUGGGUCUGGCUUCUGCUACAGGCGUGUAUCUGUCGGCGCUUCCUGCUCCAGGCGGCAUCCAGAUCGCUGGGAAGACUCCUGGUGACCUCAGCAAUGAGCAACACGUCCUGACCAUCCAGAAGAGAAUCAACGAUACAAUAGCAAAAAACAAAGAGAUUUAUCAAGUGAACCCACCGAAAUUAUUUACGCUGGAUCCUGACGUGCUCUGGGACAUAAACAUGGAGCUUGCAGAAGAAAUAGUGGGAUCUCCCAUCCCCGAGCCCCGACAGCGAUCAAGACUUUUCCGCUCCCACUCGGAAAGCUCAGACGAAGUGUCAGAACUGGACCUCUCCCACGGCAAGAAGGAUGCCUUCGUAUUAGAGAUUGAUGACACUGAUGCAGUGGAGGACAUCCACUCACUCCUCACAGACACUCCGCCACCUUCAGGUUUCUACACUUGCAACACUGAGAUCAUGCCUGGGAUUUCCAACUGGACUUCAGCGAUACAGAUGUUUACAUCAGUGAGGGUAUUUCGAUUGAGCAACAUCAAUCUGACAAAUCAGGGCUUGAACAAGAUCUUCACAGACCUCUGUGAGAACCUGCUGAAGAGUUUUUACUUCAAGCUGCGCUCUAUGAUCCCCUGCUGUCUUUGUCAUCUCAACUUCACUGUGGCGGUUCCCGAGGAAGAGCUUAUUCAGGUUGCAGUGACAGCUGUCGCCAUGACAUUCGACAAAGAGCAAACCCAGGAGAAGCCACAAGACAAACCUGUGCCCAAAGGGGCCAAUGAGGCUGAGGAGCAGCUGCAAUUUCCUCUGGAGCUUUGCGCGGACAUGUCGACUGCUCAGCCUCACUCAGUAUCCAAAAUUUCAGGUGUCUCAGAAAGUACCAAUGUCUCUCCAAGAGCUGCCUCCGUUGAUUACGGUUCCUUUGCAGACAGAUGCAGCACCUGGCUAGAGCUGCUUAGGCUGAAAGCUCACACCAUAAGACGAGGAUCAGUUAAGACAAUCUCAUCCUUGGAGCGCUCCAGUCCACUCCCGGAAGGACGCUCACGCUCGCUGCGUUCCACGCGCUCGUUCGGGGGGACGUCAGUGACCGUGGUGAAGAUGACGCCGCUCUCCUUCCUCCCUGGGACGCGCAUCAUCAAGUACCUCGGCAUCAUCAACAUGUUCUUCAUCAGAGAGACGACGUCACUCAGAGAGGAGGGUGGCGUCAGUGGCUUCCUCCAUUCUUUCAUCGCCGAGGUGUUUGCGAUGGUCCGAGCUCAUGUCGCAGCUCUGGGUGGAAACGCUGUCGUGUCUUACAGCAUGAAGGAGUGUGUCCUUAUGGAAAAUCCAAAUAAGAAUCAGGCUCAGUGUCUCAUCAACGUCAGCGGUGACGCCGUGAUCUGCGUCCGAGAAACGGACCAGGAGCCCGUCCCGGCCACGUCAAACGCAGGACAAGCUAGCACCAACGAGGCUGCUACGUGACGGCGAAGCCCGCUGAGGACACACUAUCAAAGUCUAGCCAUCCAAAUGUUUUAACUCCUGCCUUAUGAUGAAAAGAUUUUGGGUGUAAAUUCAGACACUUAACAGAUUGUGUUACUGACACCAGUUCAAUUGACAGCCAAAGACUUGCCGAUCUUUUGCCGUCCCUACAGAGCUACAGAUACAGUCUGUACUAGUGCACGCUAACUGCACGUCGGGCAGCUAUUUCUCUGUCCAAAUGUUGCUCAUCGAUGAGUUGGCCAACUCAGCUUCGAUCCAUCCAAAUUUCAUCCGCUCUUGUUAUGUUGGAAUCCAGUUGGUUAUCUUAUUAAAGAUGUACAAUUAGAUCCUGUUAAGCCUCAUAAUGUUCCGUUACGUUUUUUAUCCUCAUGAUGUUUACUGUUGCAGACUGACAUCUUAAAAGCUCAAAUUCACCAGGUUCACCAGAAGCCUGCCAAACAUGUUACUCUUUGGUGUAGAGGAAAUCUUCAGUCAUCACGCCGACGAUAUUUAUUCAAAGAAUGGUAUGGUUUUUUAACAAUUUUAACAAUCUUCAUUUAAAUAGUCGAUCAGCUACGAUCUGGAGUGUUGGGGCAGAUUUCAUCCUGUGUGUACCCAUGAUCUCAGUGUCUCCAGUCAUCCGUGUCAAACAUCUCCUCUUUAAGCUUUUCAACGCACAGCUGAUAAAUGAUCCUUUCUGCUACUGAUCGAUGAAUAUAUGAAAUGCUGUACAUUUUAUGGAAUGAUUUUCUAGUUAAUCUGUAAUCUACGCCGCUUGUGCAAUAAUCAGAGAAUAUUUUUACUUGCUGCAUCUGAGAAAUAGUGGUACAAUGAGAGGGUUGUCUAUUUUUCUUGUCAAUUUUGUGUCUAAAACUUGAAUGUACAUAACUAGAUGUGUUAGCUGCAGCAUGCAGACGAAACACUUGUCAUGUCCAACUUGUCGUGCACAAUAAAGUCAAAAGAUUCUGUUUUAUCUUGACGUGUUUUUCUGUUUCACUUACCAAUACUUGGGUGCGGGAGUGGGAGUGAGACCUAGUUUGUAAAAGUUUUGGGCCAAGUCUGUGGUGGAAAGGUGGCCGUUACUGCCUUCUGGCUCAGCUCAGUUUGAAGUACAAUGCUCAGGUAGAGGGAGCUCCUGAAAUGUAGCCCUUUGUGUGGGCUGAUAUUCAAAGGUUCUUAUUAUUCUUCAAAGUUAUUCUUCAAAUUUCAGACGUGUUCAGCUGAUUUACAUUGUCAUUCGAAACUCAAUUACACUGUGAAUGUAUUAAGAGUACAAUAUAAAAUUAUGUGCUUUUGACCACAGUUCUAUGUUAUGGAUCUGAAAUGAAAGAGCGG
Molecule: messenger RNA, 4815 nt
Organism: Synchiropus splendidus (mandarinfish)
Lineage: Eukaryota; Metazoa; Chordata; Actinopteri; Syngnathiformes; Callionymidae
Gene: c2cd5
Product: C2 calcium dependent domain containing 5
Exons: 31
Coding region: 178-3483 (1101 amino acids)
Biological process (GO): positive regulation of protein targeting to membrane; positive regulation of D-glucose transmembrane transport; protein localization to plasma membrane
Cellular component (GO): plasma membrane
Molecular function (GO): calcium-dependent phospholipid binding; calcium ion binding
Source: RefSeq, a predicted model, not a curated record